Messenger RNA from Sebastes umbrosus (honeycomb rockfish), 1418 nucleotides. RefSeq names its product myosin light chain, phosphorylatable, fast skeletal muscle a (gene mylpfa). Gene Ontology annotation, molecular function: calcium ion binding. Lineage: Eukaryota; Metazoa; Chordata; Actinopteri; Perciformes; Sebastidae. The transcript is spliced from 7 exons. The record is from RefSeq and is a predicted model, not a curated record. Gene Ontology annotation, cellular component: cytoplasm. Gene Ontology annotation, biological process: skeletal muscle tissue development. The coding region runs from base 155 to 667 and encodes 170 amino acids.
UCUCUUUUUUCAUCCCCAUCCAAACUUGAGGCUGUGGCUAAAGUUAGAUUGGCCUGCGGAGGGGUAUAUAAGCCCCCGGGGAUGUACGACUAACGCGGCUUCACACUAUCUUCUCCUCCUUGACCAGCCAAACCUCCACUCAUACCGUCUCAAGAUGUCCCCAAAGAAGGCAAAGAGGAGGCAGGCAGCAGGAGAUAGCGGCUCCUCCAACGUGUUCUCCAUGUUUGAGCAGAGCCAGAUUCAGGAGUACAAAGAGGCUUUCACAAUCAUUGACCAGAACAGAGAUGGUAUCAUCAGCAAAGAUGACCUGAGGGACGUGCUGGCUUCAAUGGGUCAAAUUAACACGAAAGCUGAGGAGCUGGACGCCAUGAUCAAGGAGGCCAGCGGUCCCAUCAACUUCACCGUCUUCCUCACCAUGUUCGGCGAGAAGCUGAAGGGUGCUGACCCCGAGGACGUUAUUGUUACCGCCUUCAAGGUCCUGGACCCCGAGGGUACUGGGGCCAUCAAGAAGGAAUUCCUUGAGGAGCUCCUGACCACUCAGUGCGACAGGUUCACCAAGGAGGAGAUCAAGAACAUGUGGUCCGCCUUCCCCCCAGAUGUUGCCGGCAACGUGGACUACAAGAACAUCUGCUACGUCAUCACACACGGAGAGGAGAAGGAGGAGUAAAGAGAAAGCUAGAAGUCAAGAAAGACAGCAAUCCCUUUGCUAUUCUGCCUUCCUUCCCUGCCCUCUUCUUUCCUCCUCUUCCUCCUCGCCCACCUUCUGUGUGAACCCAUGUGCUCAGCCGUUCAUGGUCGAACCAAAGACUUGUCACACUGACACAUGAGAGGACUGCUGCCCAUGGGGUGUCUAUGUUUGCUUAUGGGGAAUAGGGUUGAUUUCCAAUAAAAUUAUCCUGUAACAUCAUUUCCAUCAACAAGAUUUUCUCAAAAAACUUUUUUUUCUCCUUGCAACCAUCUUCUGUCUUCUCACCUCUACAUCUCUGUCUGCCCCGUCACCUCCACCUCUGAGGUGUUUGUGUGAAUGAAAAGUGUCCCUCUGCUUCCCUCAGCAUCUGAGGAGAAGACAGGUGUAUUUACUACUGGGAUAUGAGGACUUCAUUCCUGAUUUUGAAGAUGUCCUCCUGGGUGGAAAAGGUGAGAGGAGGGAGAGCAUUUGCAGGUCAGAAAGGAAAAAGUUGCCUCCUUAAAGUGACGACAACUUUUUUCCUUGAAAAGUGUAAAAAAGAAAAAAAAUACCUGAAGGAGGGGAGAGAAAGGGCCGAAAGAAAACAUUCAAGUCUUCGAUUUCUUUCCCUCCGCUCCUUCCUGCAACCAUUAAAUCAUCUUUUUCUUUCCAUAAGCUGGACUCUUCCUAACCUUUCCUCUGUAAAGAAUAAAAGGGACAAACUGUGAAUAAAAUCUCCUUUUGUACAAUA